Schistocerca americana (American grasshopper) is the source of this 3615-nucleotide messenger RNA. RefSeq names its product pre-piRNA 3'-exonuclease trimmer-like. Gene Ontology annotation, cellular component: endoplasmic reticulum; cytoplasm. Gene Ontology annotation, molecular function: RNA binding; poly(A)-specific ribonuclease activity. The coding region runs from base 166 to 1797 and encodes 543 amino acids. Gene Ontology annotation, biological process: nuclear-transcribed mRNA poly(A) tail shortening. The transcript has 12 exons. The record is from RefSeq and is a predicted model, not a curated record. Lineage: Eukaryota; Metazoa; Arthropoda; Insecta; Orthoptera; Acrididae.
UCUUUGAUAACAAAGUGUAGAAAACUGUCGAGUGUCGGGCGUUGGGGGAGAUAUUGAUUGUUAUUGUUGAGGUGAAUGUGCUCAGACAGGUUGUUAACGAUGUAGGCGAAGAGUUGGGUAGUGUUGAAAAUUGUCUAGUGUUGAGAAGCAGUUCGUAGUGGAAAAAUGGUGGACAUACUUAGGAGUAACUUUGAAGAGAAAUUGCCGGAGAUAAAAGCUGCACUAACAAAUGCAAAGUUCAUUGCAAUUGACACGGAAUUUACAGGGUUGUCCGUGUACAAAAAUUACAAGCCAAGUCUGUUUGACACAGGAAGACAGAGAUAUGAAAAAUUAAGAAGAAAUCUUGAAAAAGUAAUUAUUAUACAGAUUGGUUUGUCUGUAUUUUCAUAUGUUCGAGAUGAAAAUAAAUAUGUUGCGAAUAUAUACAGAAUACCUGUUUAUCCCUGCAGUUUUGGUUCAAUAGAUAGUGUUUACCUCACACAGGCAUCAUCAGUCCAUUUCCUGUGUGAGUAUGAUUUCGACUUCAAUAAGGUGAUGUAUGAAGGCGUUCCAUAUCUGAAUUUGCGAGAUGAGAAACGGCUGAAGCAGGAAUUGCAGGAGUGUAGAAAUGUGAUUGAUCUCAGAAAUCUGAGUUUCUUGGAAGAAGAAGCAAUAAUUUAUUUGAAGACUGAAAUGGAUAAAGUGGUUGACUGGGUAUCUACAGCUUGCAUUGGAGAUACAUUAUUACUAUCAACCUUUCUAAAAGCAAGAAUGAAGAGACAGCUAGGUUAUUGUCUUCACAUUGAACUGCGACAUAGGUUCAACAACAUUUGGACAUAUGGUGAUGAAGAAGGUAUCAUUGUUAAAAAGAUUGCAACAGAGAAACAUCGCUUAAUGUCUAACAAAGAGAAUAAGGAAAAAUUAGAUGAAGACUUUAUCCACUAUCUGCUUGGUUUCUCCCAUAUUUUCAAACUGUUAGUUGAACUGAAGAAACCAAUUGUGGGACACAAUUGCCUUUUAGACCUAAUGCUUUUGUACCAGCAGUUCCAUGAUGUUUUGCCAGGGUCUUAUAGCUCAUUUAAGAAGAAAAUGAAUGAACUGUUUCCAAAUUUGUAUGACACGAAGCACAUUAGUUUCGAACUACAGCACAGGCUGGACAGAGAUGUUCUGCCCUCAACAAUACUUUCCGACUUGUACGCAUUUUUUGAGGAAGGGAGAGGCUCUGUGCUAGGAGCGUAUACUCCAACUGUAGAAACAGAGUUUGGUGAUGAUGGUGUUACAAAACAAAUUCAUGAUGCUGCUUGGGAUUCCUAUGUUUCUGGAUAUUGUUUUAUUCGAAUGGCUCAUGUUAUUGCUAAUAGAAAGUUUGAAAUAAUAGUACAGCAACCACUAACAAGUGUGGAACAUUUUACAUCCCUGGAAGACUUCAAAAAUAAGAUUAAUGUCAUCCGUUGUGCUGUAUCUCAUAUAUGUCUCAGUGGUCCUGAUCCAGAGUCAAGGCGACCUCAAUGGAUAUAUGUAGAAACAAGAACAAACAGAAAACUAUCUGAAGAUGAGGUUUAUCUUCUCUUUUCUCAAUAUGAUGCUGUUGAUGUUACUCUGUAUUCCAAGAAUUCUGCUCUCGUGGCAAUUGGAAACUCCAGAAGCGCAAGAAUGAUUCGGAAAAAGUUACAAGAAAAUGAAGAGUUCAAAGUUACAAGUUACAGUUUAAUCAGCCAUAACAAACUGCUUCGCUGUAUGCUAUGGAUAUGUGCAGCUUCCACAAGUAUGACAGCAGCAUGGUUUAUCACAAGACAUGCAAUUCUUCGUAACAGAUAAAACCAUAACUCUUGUAUUGUGUAGAUUUGCACCUUGGGUAGCAAAUGUUUCCACAAAAUGUGUAAACUGGAUGCAGUCACAUUUUUAUUUUUGAACAGAGCAGCACAAUAUGUGCAAUUGCAGACUAGAAAUUUAUUUGUAAGUCUUGUAAUAAUGUAGCCUGUUUCCAGCCCCUUUUGUUUUUUAGCUGUACUUCUUAUUACUUAUUUUACUUUAAAAAAAUAGGUACCUAUUUUUACAUCACUGUAUUUUUGUAGGAUAAGAACAAUAUUGGUCCUGGUCAUUUGAAAUUCCAUUCCAAUUUAGUUUCAUUGUGGAGGGCAUCCGCUGAAGUUUCCUUUCUAAAAAUAUUUCUCCUAGCAGUUUGCUGCUUCAGAUUUUAUGAUAUCAGGUCACUUGCUUUUGUACGUGCAUUGUAGCUGAGGUCACUAAUGCAUGGCUGUGUGGUGGUGCUCGGCUCAGAGGUAAGCUGAUUCUAGUCAUAGUGGUGCAUGAAACGUUUAUUAGCAAUAUUUGGCUGGCAAGAGGAGUAGAAAUAUUGACUGUAAGUUCCUGAUCACUAGUCAUUAUUUAUUAUCGUGUUCAAAACUCUCUCAGGUAGCUUUCUUUCCUUUGUCUCCAGUAGGUGUCCAACAAAACAUAACCAAUCAUUUAAAGGUUUCCGUAAAUAACUGCAACCCAUCACCUUUUGUAUUUCUUUAAUUUUUAUUUACCAUGACUGGUUUCAAAUUGCCUAGCAAUUCACCUCCAGAUGGUAUAUAUUUACUAUUUGGUGAUGAAUUGCUGGAAUGUUUGGAGCCUUGUGGGGAGUCAUGCAGCUGUGGCAAAAUAUAAAAAUGAAGCACUGAAUAUGGCGAGAUCAACUUAACAGUUAUUAGCAUCUGUUGGUUUAUUUCUAGUGCAUACUUUACUGUGGAGAACAUAAUGUAUGUUUUCCAGUAACAUUAAAUAUGAAGCACUGGACAAACUUUGUCACAACACAAACACCCGCAUAAACCAAAGACAGUGGUUAAAUUUUUGUUCAGAGAAUUUAUAUUGGGGCAGAGACUUACUUUGUGUGUGUGUGUGUGUGUGUGUGUGUGUGUGUGUGUAAGGAUGUAGCCAGGAUUUUGUCAAGGGAGGGGGGAGGAAUCAGAUUUUUUACGGAGGACAUCAAAAGGCUCAUGUUUUUAACCCUUGAGUGGGCGUGCUGUUUUUCAUAAAACGAGAGGGCACGCAGCGCACAUUGUACACAUGCAAAGAAUAGCUUUCCUUAUGUUACCAAGGUAAGUCAUGUAUGAUCAAAAUCACAGUUUAAUCUUAGUUUAUUUAAAUAAGGAGGAAAUAAACUUACAUAAUAUGAGCUAAACUACUGUUUUUUAAACAGUAAUGAAAUAAAUUUUCACUAUAACUCUCUGUUGCCAGGGACAGGUGUUAAAAGACAAAGUAAUGACACAUACGAAGCAGUAAACAGUGCAGUUGCAUCAGAUCUCAGUCAGCUGCUUAUUUGAUCACUAACUAUCUUGUAGACAACUGCCUCAAUGUAGGAUUAUGUUGCUAGUUCGCAACUGGGGUCAUUUUUUUGAACUGAUCGUAAAUUUUUUCUUGCCCAGCUCGCUUUGUGUCUUAUAUUACUGCUGCUCACUUGGACGUAGGGCAACACAAUUUAUCACUGUGUUACCUGAAACAAUACUGAAGGAAUAGGUAUAGGUUUACAGUUGUGAAACAAAACUUGAAUCGCACAAAAUCAUUUUAUUUUUGGUUGAUGCACUUUUAUACACAGGUGCGCCCGCUCGAUGGUUAAUUUAUUCUGAAAACACAUUUAUUCCUUUUUAUGUU